CCCAAUUUAGCUUCAAACCAAGGAGUUGUGACAAAGUAGCACACUAGGUGGCCUCUAAAGUCAUUGCAGAUUCACUUCCAGACUUACCAGUGGACAAAUCUCAUGCCAGCCUAUUGAUUUGCUUGUCAUUGGAUUGUAAUUCUGUUUUCAUCUAGUUUCAAGAAAGCUAAUACACUAAUACAAAAUAAAGGUAUGUCAAAUUGAACUGCUAGACAUGUCUACCCAAGCUGCAUGUGUACAUGUACAUGUAUUCAACCUGGGUACUUUGCAUAUAUUGAAGAGUCCCAAGUACAAAAUUCUUGCGGUAAGAAAAUCAUGCAGUGCCCGAGUUUGUUUAAUCAUUCUAUCUCGUCAAUCAUAUUUAUUCUGGUGGAUCUGCCAAAUUUACAGUCAACUCAUCUCCACGGUAACCCCAUACAGCAUCAAGUUCGUUGGAGUACACAUCUAUUUAGAAGUUUCUGUACAAUAUGGAGCAAGCCAGCCAGAGCUUCGGACUGAACAGCUUAAUGAAAAACUUCAAGGUAUCUUCAUGAAUGUCAAAUAUUACCAAAAAAAAUUCAUCAUCAUCUUUCAUGUAAGCAGCUUGAAAAAUAUCAUAACGCAUUUUCUCAGUACAAUAACCCAUGAACUUUCCCAAUCUAGUAACUCUUUGUUGCCAUGAUAGCUGACAUACCUAGGAAUGUCAGCGUCUUGAAUUUUUAUGGACCAAAGGCACAAAGCUUCUGUCAGGGAAAGAGAUCCUGAGUAUCAAGGAUAUCUGCAAGGACGCCUGCUGCUGUAGUAUCAUUGCCUGCUCCCGCACCUUGAAUAACCAAUGGUCGAUCAUUAUAACACCGGCUGUAUAUCUCCAA
Ilex paraguariensis (yerba mate) is the source of this 851-nucleotide messenger RNA. The record is from the annotation of a GenBank genome assembly. Lineage: Eukaryota; Viridiplantae; Streptophyta; Magnoliopsida; Aquifoliales; Aquifoliaceae.